AUGGCGUGGAUCACCGACGCCUACGCCGGCGACGCCGAGGCCAUCACCCACGCGCUCCGCGUCUCCCUCUCCUCUGAUUCCUCCCCUCCCCCUGCAGCCACCCUCCGGCGGAACCCCCGCGCGCCGACCUCUGGGAAAAUCUUCAAGCCCAAGCGGAAGCCGCGCGGAGGCGCGGUGGCGAACCGGUCUCCGAUCACCUACAUCAGCGCCGACCCCGCAAACUUCCGGGAGAUGGUGCAGCAGGCCACCGGCGUGGCGGGGCUCGAGCCAUCAGACUCGCCGCCGCCGCCGUCGCCGCCGCCCAUGGCGGCGCCGCAGCAGAUACGCCUGCCAACCCUCGACACGUCGGCGCUGUUCCUGGACCAAAUCGCUGGACGGCAGCCGGUGACGGACCUCGUCCCGCUGCCGACGAUUUUCCCAUCGCUUGAGGACGUUAUGUGA
This is a messenger RNA of Zingiber officinale, 441 nucleotides long. RefSeq names its product calmodulin-binding protein 25-like. Bases 1 to 441 code for a protein of 146 amino acids. Gene Ontology annotation, molecular function: calmodulin binding. Gene Ontology annotation, cellular component: nucleus. The record is from RefSeq and is a predicted model, not a curated record. NCBI's taxonomy places the organism in Eukaryota, Viridiplantae, Streptophyta, Magnoliopsida, Zingiberales, Zingiberaceae. The transcript has a single exon. Gene Ontology annotation, biological process: response to osmotic stress.